AUGAUCAACCAUCCAAAGAGCACAAACACGAACUUCUCGAACGAUUUUGCUGUUCUCGUACUCGAGAAACCCAGUUCGUUCAAAUCUGUGGCGCUCGCAGCUUUGGACGAUCCCGACCUUAAGGUCGGAGAGUCAGCGGCAAAAAUCGGCUGGGACGACACAGGAGGUGAAGGAACCAUGGCUUAUGAACCGACGAGAGAAGAUGUGCAGUUAAUGAGCAACGAUAAUUGCUUGGAUGGCAUGAACGUAGAUGACACAAUGCUAUGUUCGCGGGGUAUUCCUAACGUGGCAUCUUGUACGGGUGCCUACAGUGGUUCUCUGGUGGUAGAGCGUCCUAGUGGUGAUGUGUUGGUUGGUGUGCUUAGUUGGGGUGAUGAUUGUGUGUAG
Molecule: messenger RNA, 387 nt
Organism: Phytophthora nicotianae INRA-310
Lineage: Eukaryota; Oomycota; Peronosporomycetes; Peronosporales; Peronosporaceae
Exons: 1
Coding region: 1-387 (128 amino acids)
Biological process (GO): proteolysis
Molecular function (GO): serine-type endopeptidase activity
Source: RefSeq, a predicted model, not a curated record